Molecule: messenger RNA, 969 nt
Organism: Penicillium oxalicum
Lineage: Eukaryota; Fungi; Ascomycota; Eurotiomycetes; Eurotiales; Aspergillaceae
Product: oxidoreductase, short-chain dehydrogenase/reductase family
Exons: 4
Coding region: 1-969 (322 amino acids)
Molecular function (GO): oxidoreductase activity
Source: RefSeq, a predicted model, not a curated record
AUGUCGAAAGCCCCGCGACUGGAGCCAAGUCCCAGUUCGAGCCAGGCAAGUGGACAUGAUGAAUGGCACCUAAUGCCGUUUGGUUCACCGUGCUACUGUCACAAGAUCCCCAUCCAGCAUAUGGCCAAGCCAGGCCUUGAGUCCGAUAUGGCCGAUCCGAAACCCGUCUAUGACCAAAUUCCCACCGAAGACGGCGGCUAUCAGCCCUACAAGGCUGCCGGCAAGCUGAAAGGAAAACGAGCCAUCAUCACCGGUGGAGACUCUGGUAUUGGACGAGCAACAGCCGUUCUCUAUGCUAUGGAGGGAGCCUCGAGCUUGAUCAUCUACUUGCCGGAAGAAGAGUCGGAUGCCCAAGAGACCAAGCGGCUCGUGGAAAAGCACGGAGCUCAGUGUCAUUGCCUGCCGAUUGACCUGCGAAAGCGGGAGAAUUGCAAGAAAGCUAUUGACACAGCCCUGCAGACUUUGGGGGGCAUUGAUAUUUUGAUCAAUAAUGCAGCUUUCCAGAACAUGCUGAGUGAUAUCAGCGAGUUGGACGAGGACCAAUGGGAACGAACCUUCGAUACCAACAUCCAUUCCUUCUUCUACUUGUCCAAAUAUGCGUUGCCGCACAUGAAGCGAGGUUCCACGAUCAUCAACUGCUCCUCCGUCAAUCCGUAUAUUGGCCGCGGCGAUCUGCUGGAUUAUACCUCUACCAAGGGAGCUAUCGUGGCCUUCACACGCGCUCUGUCGAAUCAGCAGCUGAAGAAUGGUAUCCGCGUGAAUUGUGUCUGUCCAGGUCCGAUCUGGACUCCACUGAUCCCAUCGACUAUGCACACAUCUGCAAUGGAACAAUUCCACACCGUCCCCAUCGGACGCUCGGGACAGCCGAGUGAGGUGGCAACGUGCUUUGUCUUCCUUGCAAGUCAAGAUAGUAGUUUCAUUGCGGGCCAGUGUCUUCAUCCCAACGGCGGAGUGAUGGUCAACGGUUGA